AUGUCUGAUGAACCCAUCCUAACCUCCUACCAUGGCAAAACCGCCAUAAUAACCCUCAACGUACCCAAAAAACUGAACGCCCUGGGUGCCGAUGAAUACUACCAACUCGCGCGGGCCAUGAACGAGGUCGCAGCAAGAGACGACAUCUACAUUACUAUCCUAACAGGCAAGGGUCGUUUCUUCAGCGCCGGCGCAGACGUGACUUUCGGCUCCAAUACCGACGAUAGCGCUAUCGACGAGCGACACCAGUACCUAAAGUCCUUUGUGUCCAACAACCUACAUAUAACGCAUGCUUUCUACACGCAUCCCAAGAUCCUCAUCACAGCCCUCAAUGGCCCCGCAGUCGGUCUCUCCGCCGCGCUAAUCGCCUUCUCGGAUUUCAUCUACGCGGCGCCGCACACCUUCCUUCUGACGCCCUUCUCCUCCCUCGGCCUCGUAGCAGAAGGAAACGCAAGCAUAGGCUUUGUCCGGCGCCUGGGUAUCUCAAAAGCAAACGAAGCGCUCAUCAUGUCGAAACGCAUCACAUGUGACGAACUGGUAGCGACUGGGUUCGUGAACAAGGUCAUUGAAGCUGGGGUCGAUAUCAAGGAUGAACAGUACAGUGAGAAAUUCCUAGGCCAGGUCAGGAAGGAGGUUGAGGAGAGGUUGGGCGAUCAUCUUAAUAGCGAGAGUUUGGUGUUGAUUAAGGAAUUGAUACAGAAGCCUGUCAGGGAGGCGUUGGAUCGGCAGGGUGUAGAGGAGGUCAUGGGUGGAUUGCAGAGGUUUUUGAAGGGGGUGCCGCAGAAGGAGUUUGCGAGGUUGGCUAGUGGAGAGAAGAAACAUAAGUUGUAG
Alternaria atra is the source of this 831-nucleotide messenger RNA. RefSeq lists its product as uncharacterized. Gene Ontology annotation, biological process: fatty acid beta-oxidation. The transcript has a single exon. The coding region runs from base 1 to 831 and encodes 276 amino acids. The record is from RefSeq and is a predicted model, not a curated record. Lineage: Eukaryota; Fungi; Ascomycota; Dothideomycetes; Pleosporales; Pleosporaceae. Gene Ontology annotation, cellular component: peroxisomal matrix.